AUGGUUUUCCCCAGCACAGGAUGCGAGACCUGCAAGAUCCGACGAAUUAAGAGAUGUCUGAAGGCUCGGAGGGUUUGCUAUGGUAUGGGCGCUCUCGCCGCCGUCCAUAUCGAGAACUCCUAUGCCAGUGGAGUGAAGAAGCGGCCUCGGGGUCCCCGGUCGGUGCUGCGGAAAAGCAGCAACAUCGGCUUUGGCUCUACGCUGUCCGGGGAUUGCGUCGAACUGAAGACUCGAGCGAUACUAUACUAUUACAGUCAACACCUCAAGGCGCCUAGAAAGGCGCCGAAAGUACUCAAAGCACUCUCAGAGGAUUACCUGCUUGCAUGGAUUCCUAAACUGGAUAGCCCUAUCAUUGAUCUCGCCGUCUCUUGCAUGGCGCUGGCGGUUUUUUCACGAAGGUACAAGUAUCAGCCGGCUGCGAUUGAAGCGUCUCUCAAUUACCAGCAUCUGUUGCAAGUUGCGCGGACUUCCAUACCAUCUCUUGUUAACAACGACAUCGACACUUGCCUCAUAUCAAUAUUCUUCAUGAGCCGGUAUGAAGACGUAGUAUAUGAACCGAGAGAUGACAUCGAUCGGCAAGUGGUUGGGCCAAAGAGCUUUCGACACCAUGAUGGCGCACUGUCCAUUCUGAAGAUGUGGAAAAACCAUCUCAGUGUGGACCAGCCUGCAACCGACAUUAUGAAGUACACUCGACGUGGGAUGAUCAAGUCUGCUCUACUGAGAAAACAGGGCUUACCUGCAUGGAUCGUCGAUGGCAGCACAUUCGGCGAACGCGGGCUGGAGCUUGAAUAUGAUCGCAUUGUUGUUCGACUAGCGAAUCUCCGUCAUGAGAUUUUCGUCUUUUUCGGACGACAUGGUGAGUUCGAUCGCACAAAGGCAGAACAACUUGCGCAAGAAGCGCGGGAUAUCGAUAAAACCCUCGAACAUUGGGCGCUGCAUUUUCCCAGCACUUGGUCCUACCAGCGGUUCACACUCCCUGACCACGGCCAAUUUCCAACAAGCAACUUCUUCUCUGCUUCAAUCUACAGCUAUUCCAGUAUCGCUCAUGCAGCAGUAUGGAAUCAGUACUACUCGACUCGAAUGCUUUCGCUCAGUACCCGUAUCAGAAUCCUAGAGAGCGAGCAGUUUCAGCCCUUGGCCGCUGUAGAGCGAGAACUGGCCGAAUGCGCAUCGUCUGCCGACAACAUGGCAAUAGACUUUGCAUCUAGCCUGCCUUACAGCUUGGAGAGAUUCAAACUGAGGGAGCUUGAUGCUUCGCUUACACCUGAUCAUUCAAUUAUUCAAGAGUCAAAGGAGGAUAUCAGACCCUACUUCUCUUCAAUGACGAUCUGGCCUCUGUCACUUGCUACAAACCUGGAGAAUAUCGAAAACAAGCAAGUUCUUUGGCUUCGGAGUCGGCUUGCAGAUCUUGGGAGGAUGUCGGGGUAUGGGAUGCUCGAGUCACUAGCCACUACACCGUGGUUGCGGCUUUGA
Messenger RNA from Exophiala spinifera, 1473 nucleotides. RefSeq lists its product as uncharacterized. The coding region runs from base 1 to 1473 and encodes 490 amino acids. NCBI's taxonomy places the organism in Eukaryota, Fungi, Ascomycota, Eurotiomycetes, Chaetothyriales, Herpotrichiellaceae. The record is from RefSeq and is a predicted model, not a curated record. The transcript has 2 exons.